UGAGAAGCCGAAGUUACAUGCCAUUUUCCCUUGCUCCUGACCCUUGUUGCGCCUCACCCUGCUCCCUGCAUGCAAAAUAAACACCAAAGUUCCCAUCCCCCAGCAAAGCAUUCUCUCCCGACGUCCCUAUAGGCUCUAAAAAGGAGCUAGAAAGCCGCAGAGGCAGCGAAAAGCCAAACAUGGCGGUGGCCGAGGCCGGGGCGAGCGUGUGCACUAAGGCGUCGCUGAGCAUUUAUUGUUGCGCCGCCGCCAUUCCCAACCCGAGACAAUUUCGUGCUCAAGGCUCUUCCUACAUGUCCCGAUCGCCUCUCAGCGCUUAUAUCCGGUCUCCAGUGUAGCUCCUUCAGGAUCUAGGAGGCGUGAGAUGCGACAAUUCCAGACUUGCGGUGAGUCAGUGUGGUAGCCAUGAUGUCGGAGAGCGCCCGCCUGCCUCCCCUGCUCAGUCCUGCAUGGAACCCACCCAACAUCACCAGCAGCAGUGUGGGUGCGGGCCGUCGUGGGGCGGGUAAGCGGGCGCGAGAAGCCGGGAUUCACAACGGUCAUCAUGCCCAGCCUCGGCCAAACUGUCAGCCUUCCCAGCAAGACUCCGCGGCACACGUCCAGGACAGUACCCGGUGCCUGUCACCCCCUCACCCCCUGCACCAAGCCUCAGAUCAUCAGUCAUCACCACAACCAUCACAGACACAAUCUCCACUCAGGGACAUGCCUAAAACACCAGUAACCACCUCGAAGAGCUUGAGUGGAACCCUUCCAACUUCUCCAAGUUCAACCAGCGCAAGCGGAACCUUUACCUCCCCUACCAGCCAGUCCAAAGGUCGGGAUCGUUGGGGAGGGUGGCUGGGAGGUUCCCUCAGCUCCCAGCGAGGACGCACUGAAGCCACCCGGCACCGUGCAAACUCCAGCCCCCUUCAGAGCUCCGAACCAAGAGCUUUCGAUAUGACGAAGUUGUACCCAGAACUAUCGGCCAAGUUGGGCCUCACCAAACCAAACUGCAGUGACAGCACGAACAGCCACAAAAACGGUAUUACGCAAAGAGAACACUUUACCUCAGGCCCUUUAAGCAAGUCAGAGAGUGCGAUGGAUGACUCAAGAAUUAAGGUGGUUUCCUCUGGCCAGAUAAUUAAUAAUACGAAAGGCCUUCUCGCUGCCAGACUCAGUAAUGGAGUGCAAAGUAGCAAAUCAAAUAGUGUUAAGUCGUCAAAGCCAAAGCCAAAGUGCGGGGAAAGAGGACAGAAAAGAGAAGGUCAUGGCAGGUUAGCCGGACGGACAGAAGUGAUGGCCUCACCCCAGAUGCUGUCUAACCUUGGACCUGCUGGAAAUUCUAUAAAGGGACCAAAUUCUUAUGCCUACAAUAACAAAAUCUCUGGUGGCAGCAGCAGUAGUCGAAGUAACAGUAGCAGCAGCAGUAGAAGUGGAAGCAGCAACAGGAACAUAGCUGGCAAAAAUAGCAGUAUAUUGGAAGAGCAACUGAGGGGAGGAGGAGGAGCAGGAUCAAAGCAAUUAGGAAGCACAGCAUCCUCGCAUGGGAUCCUGCCUCAUCCAAAGUCAUCACAGGCCAGCUUAGCCAGGCCUGGCAGUUUGGCUCGCCCUUUCUCCAUAUCAUCCACGGCUUCCCCUAGUAGGAGUCUAGUCACCAGCCCCGCCACGUAUCCCCCCUCUGUGGCAGCACACCAGCCCCGCGUGGUCACUCUACCCCCUCGGAGACCACCGCAACCCACCAUCACACGAGCUGCAUCAGCCACUCUCCCCGAGCCUCUCUUACGGGUCCAUUCACUACGGGAAAAAUACUACGCUUAUAAUUCUGAUCUCUUUCCUUUAGGUGUUGAGACGAGCGAGGAGAGUGACAGCAGCGACACAGAUGACAUGUGUGGGAGUCAGCAGGGCUGGGUCGACCCCACAGACAGUUUGUGUCUAGCAAGAAGAGGCUGGGACUCUCUUGGAGGAGACUCCAGUAGCAGACAACAGGAAUGGCUUGACCCCUCAGGCACCACGCCAGCGUGGUCUUCUAAAAGUACAAGUUGUCAGCGGUCCAACACCAUCGCUGCUGCCCUGGCAUCAUAUAGACGGCAGGUUGUAGCAUCUCGAUUACGUUCCAACCAGAGAGCGUGGGAGGCUCUGAAACAGUGCCCGCUAACAAAGUCUCUCGUAGAGGCUGCGCGGACUCAUCCCCGCUUAGCUGCUAAUGCUUGCUGUCUGUUUAGGAAUUCACAGAAUGAACAUGAAUCUCCUAAAAUGAAAUCUAGAUUUAAGUCAUCUGUGUUGAUUCGUCGUGACUGCGCCUACGAUGAUGGGGGAGGAAGUGGGCCAUGUGGUGAUGCUUCCUUGCCAGGGACAAGACAUUGUAUACGGCACAUUAUGUACAAUGUGGACCAGCAGCUGUUCACGCAUUGUACUGCUCGGCACUCGGAUAACACACCAUGUCGUAUCCCUGUGUUCGAUGUGUGUCAUGAGCUUCCACUCUGUCCCCAGCAUAGCAUGAGGGAAAGUUGUAAGAAAAGCUGUGUAGAAGAGACUCCUAAACCUAAGAGAUCUCGCAAAAAGAACAAGAUGCCAAUAUUAUCAAGAUAUGGGAAACGCAGCAAAAAGCGACGGCGGUCCUCUAACUCCACUAGUUCGGUGAUCCCUUCGACAAGUGUCAGACCUCCUAUGGCGAGCCAGUCAUCCCUCUCAUCACCACAGCCAUCACCCACAACCCCACAGACCUCACCCCAUUUCUCUGCUGCCUCUUGUACAGAUUCUGUAGCUGAAGCGGAAGCAAGCGACCUGGAGGAUGACAUGGAAGGGAUGGUAGAAGGUCUGGAUGCUGCUUCUCGUCUUCUUGACCCACAUGAUCUCCAGGAUGUAUUGAAUCGCAUCCCAGAUCAUGAGCUCACUCAGCUCUUCGAUGCACCAGAAAGUAAAACCGGAGAAUUUGUUGUUGCAAGUGAAGAGAAAGUUGAGUUGGAGACAGAUCAUGGUGAAGAAGAUGAGGUUACAGCAGACUCCCCACCUCCUAGCAGCAGCCCGGCUGCAGCCACACCAGCUGCAGCAUCUGCCACCACCACCUCGCCCACACCGCCACUAGUAGAGGAAGGCACAACGCUUAGCCUCGAUGAAUCCACCCUUAAUGACCUAGUAGCAGGAAACAUCCCCAUAGAUUCAAUCAUCUCAUCCUCAUUCAACCAACAAGAACUUAACACCAUCUCUCAGGCACUAUCAAACAUUGUGCAGGAAAACAAUAUUAACCUUGCGGGAUUUGACCUCAACGCAGGCAACUCCUUUUCCGCCUCAGAGACAGGAGGCUCUGGGCCAGUGGGUGAUGUCAGUGACAGUUCUCUGAUGUCCCAGGCGAGUGAUGCCACAAAUCAUACAGAUUUUUGUGAAGCAGGACCGCCGUUACCCGAGUGUAAAAUAAAUAUAUUGAACCAGCGACCUGGGAUCAUCACAGACACUGCCACUCUUUCACCACUAAAAUAAGACCUUUUUAAAAAGUUUUGAAUUAUUUGCAGAUUUAUCUGCUUUUGCUGCCCAAAAAUAUAUUUGAAAAAAGAAAUACUGUACUAGUUGAGAGUUUUGCUAUGGCAAGCAUCGGUACAAUAUCAAGAGGAGGACUGGUUAAAAGGUACAAUGUGAUUAACAUGAAAUAUUCCUGUGCAGUUGUGUGUUUACUUGUCAACAGUGUAACAGUGAUGUUAAUAAACUGUACAUAAUUGGCUUGUUCACUUUGUUAAAACACUUCUUGUAAGGUUUUAUCAAAUUAUUAUUUAUUUAUUGUUUUUUAAUGAAAAUUGUAUUCUUCCAUGUUCAAGUAUAUACUUUGAAAUGGCACAUUAGUAGCUAUCAUAUAGUAUUACUAAAGUCAAAGUAGUUAUUUGGAGGAGGUAGAUGAAGUGUUUGGAUUGGUAGUAAGGAAUGGGAGGCUAGAUCUUUCUGAUGCAGUGCAACUACCUAGCAGUCUUGUGUUGUACACAUUUUUCUAAUGAUCCACUUCACAGCAAACACAACAAAUGCUGCAUGAUGCAGGUGUUUAGAGCAAAUAGCAAGAAGAAUUUGGGUAGUGGUUCAAGCCACACUGAUGAAAUGUGCACAACCUGUGGAAAGCAUGAGCAUCAUUAUGUAAUGUGUGUGUGAACAUUAGAAAAUACCUAGCUUGUAUAUACACGCGGAAGUGAAGGUUCUCCUUUUGCAGUCCCAUAUACAGUGGUCAAAGCUGGUAAGGAUAUGCAGUGUGGUAAAUGAGAGCAUGAAUCUGAUUAGGUGUUCUGCUGUUCUUUGCAUUGACUCUGGACUUAAGUGUUGAGCCUUCCCAGCUAUCUAGCAAAUUUUCAUGACUUGGAGCUUGCUUCCAUUGUCUUUAUUUUUAUAUAUUUUUUUUAUAACAUUUUAUUCUCAUAUAUUUAUUAUAUUUAUUUAUUUAUUAUAUUCACUUAUUUAUUUAUGUACUUAUUCUUCAUUACUGCCAUUGAAAAGUGCUACAAGAAAUAUUUUUAAAAUGUUGCUGGCUUAAGAAAUGUUUUGGGGGGACCUGAAUGUAGACGAUCAAAAGAUCCUCCUCAGCACUAGAGAAAAUGGGAGACGAUUAGGAAUGUAUGAGUUAUGACCAUGACUCCAUGAUCUGCAGUACCACGGAAAGCUCACCAUUAGCUUUUAACUUACCAUAUUGGCCUAGGGAACUCAGGAUUUUUUCCCAUAGCAGUUUCACUCAUACGAGGGUACUUGUUUCUAAUAGCAUGAGAGUAUACACUUUUAAUACACAGUAUGUGACUAGUAAAUAGCCAAACAAUAGAAAAUCAGAAGUAAAAGAGUGUUGUUUGCUAGAUGUGAAUUUGAAUUUAAAAAAAAAUGUAGACUGGAAAGAAAAAAUGUUUCAGUGUAUUUACUUAGUUUUCAUUUUAUAAUUAUUAUACUGUCAAAUCCACAAAGAGCGAGUGAUUCCUUAUGUAAGUUUUAAAGCAACAAAGUAAGUGAGAAAUAGAAAAGGGUACUAUUUUCCUCUUGCAAAUUAUUAAGAAGGUGUAUGUAUACAGUAUUGAAGUAAGUUUGAAAGUAAUCAAAAUACAUUUAUUUGUUCUUCACAAAACAAUACGAAAGUUAAAGCUGAAUAGUCCAAUGAAAAACAAUGCUUAGAGGAAUAUUAGCUCUACAAAAACACAUGCACUUGUAUGUGUUUUAGAUCUGGACUUGUGAUAAGAGAAUAGUUCAGUGAACAGAUACUUUCAAUAGAGUAGUGCAGAACAUGGAUAGCUGGUACUCACAACUGAGCACAUGAUUGUACAAAAAUGUGAUUAAAAUGUAAAUUACUUAAAUUACCUCCAUAUCAGACCGGACACAAUAUAGCCACGCAUAACAGUACAACUAGCGUUAUACAACUAACCGAUACAAGUGUAUUCAUAUCCAGAUAGAUAUCUGCAUGUAUGUGGGGGAAUGCAUGUGCAUGCAUGCAGUCUAUUUGCUUCUUCAGUUUGUUCUUGUUGUGUUUUGUAUUUUCAAUCUUGAUCACUAAUUGGCAUACUAAUUUUUAGAUGUAUAUCAGUUUUACAUAUUUUUAUACCGGCUUCAUCAAUACCAACUUCAGACUCAUCUUCAUCAUCCCUUUUUCACCUCCCAUGGAAUCAUUUUGGAUUAUUAAGGGCUUAUUCAUGAACUUGGAACAGUGCCAAUACGUAAUACAACUAAGCCUUCAGGGAAACGUGCAGAGAAGAUUGCUUGGGAACCUCGCAAGGCUCCCAAAACAGAAGUGGUUGCAACUGUUACUCUUUUACAAGUAGAUAAAUUAACAGUGUUCUUGCCUUUUGUAAAUCUUGGUUACCCAAACAGUCACUGAGCUUAUAAAAAUUUGACAGCCAUGCUGUUGAAAAUGGAGCUUGCAGUUGAAUUGAGUGGGUAGAGAACCAGCUGCAGAUAUUCUGUGUUGCUUUUUGUUGCAUGCAUAUUAGCGUGUGUCCGGUAACAGAAACACACAGCAUCGCCAACAGGUGGAGUGAUGUAUUGUGUUUGUCAAAUUGAUGUGAUAUGCUUGCAUAUUUGAAGGUGUUUUUGGUGGCUAAUGGUCAGAUAUACCAGUUUCUUCUGGUUUUCUCUUCAGGCAGUUUAGCCACUUAUAUUAUCCCAGUCAGUCACCCAUUUGGUCUCCUUCUCAUCUUUUAACUUUUCUCUCUUUACAUUCUGAAAGAAUUGAAAUGAAGUAUGCAGGAAUCAAACAUCAAGCAGUUCACUUCAUCAGAAAUGCUUUCAGUAUAAUGUUUGUGUUAGGAUUCAUGCCUCCAUUGAUAAUAGAAAUUUUGAUACAAGUGCAAAGUUUUAACUUUUCGUGGAGAAAAAAUGUUACUUGCUUUUUUUAAUCUUUCUGUGAAUAAUUGUUUUUCUGUCAUGGAACACUUCAAAUGACAAACCAGAUAAUGCCUAAAAACUUUAUGGGCAUAUAUUGGUCACAUCAGCUUUCAGGGGAAUCAUAUCACAUUUAUCUAGAGUGAUGACGAAUGACCAGUCACACCAUUUUUUCUGGACUUUCUGGGGUGUUAAAAAAGUUUGUUAUCACUUCAAUGAUUCAUAUUUGUGAAGUGACUUUUUUCUCUGGAGCAACAGGUAAUAAGUAAUAUUGAUACAUGAAAGAAAAUCCUUCAUACAGCUUGUAUUUUGCUUAGAUAGAUAUUUAAAAUUAUACAUUAUCUGAGGCAACAUAAAUCUGUGCUCUUUAGAGAAAGCAUCCGAAUUGGGCUUUAUAGUUACUUGCCUGUGACACUCCAACAACGAGUCGAUUUCUAAAUGCAAUGACUUUUGAGGCAAAAUAAAGUAAUUUUUCUCCAAACUCAGUUAUGCAAAGCAUAUAAUUGAAAAUCAGAAUCAAGCAGAUGAUUUCAGUCUUCAUAGAAAUGCAGUGAUUUUUCAUCUGUCUACAUGUGUGUCUGAUACCAAUCUAAUUUGAUCCAAGUAAAAUUGAUGACACAGGAGCCAUCCAAAAUUUGUUUGCCUUAAAAGUGAUACAUGGUAUGCUACAUUGUUUCAGGAAGUUCAAGUGUCAUUGUUGGUAUUACUGCCUGCUAUCCCUGUUAAAGAAUGAGGAAAAUGGGAAGAGGAACUUGUACGAAAGAAUACCAGCAGUGGAGAAGCAGCUUCAGAGGAAAAAGGAGAGAUUGUAUAAAACUAUGGCCAACAUUAUCUUGUAGAAGAUAUGUCUCAUGCAAAGUACAAUAAAAAAGCCAAUGCUGAAUUGACUCUCAAGUCAGUGUAAUAUGUUGCCAGUUGAUGUUGUGACUGAUAGUUUGUUGUAGUGCAAUAUUGAUAAGGGAAAAAAUCACAAAGAAAAGCAGUUCAGGUACUUAGACUGCGAUGCUGUGUGUGGGAAUCUGUUUGCUGCGGUAGGCAGUGCCAUUUGAUGUUUGAUUACUUUUUCUUUCUCUCCUUUCUUUUUCUUUUCUUUUUUUUAUGAGAUUCUCCCCUCCUAGCAUUUUAGAUACCAGAGGCAUUACUUAUGGGACAAUAGAGCGAGAUACAUAGAGAGCUCUCUUGCAUGUCUCAUGAUGAGCAAGUUUAAGGUGAUGCAAUGAACUGAGACUUGACAUGAGUAGUUGUCCCAUUGAAGAAGAAUAGUGUUGGGAGUGUCUGCACUUGCCAUUUUGGUUCCAUUUUGAAACACUGUGUGCAUCAGGGCAGUGGAGUGUGCUUGUUCAUUAUUUCUGGACAAUGCACACCUUCACUGGUAGAUGUUUAGCUGCAAUUGAUAAUUUGCAUCUCAGUUGUAGUUGUACUUUUGUGACCCUAAAUCAUGUGUGUCCCUCUGUCUUUAUAUAAAGGAGGUUAUCCAGCAGUGACAAAUAACUUUUGAAAUAUAAAGGAGAAAGAGGAAAAUCCUGUUCAGACUUUGGGUUUGCUUUCUCUUUGUACAUGUAUGUGAAACGGCCAGCAAAACUACUCUGAUUAAAACUAGUCUAUUCUGUGAUUAUAGAAUUGAUGUAACUACUUGUAGGUACAAAACUUGUGUUCGUAAUUGAACCUAUGGGUGUUUUCUUUCCAUUAUUUUACGAUUUAUUCAUUCAUAUUCUUAACAGUAUUCCCACCUAUUUUUAAACUUUGAAUAUUGUUCACUGUUUUCUUAUUUCUGUUUUUUGUUUUCUUUUAAGUAGAGAUGGUAAGGAACUGGCUUAUGAUUGUUUUCCAACACAUGUAUGUUCAGCAGUGGGAAGAUAGUCUCUUCAUGGCAGUUGUAUGGUGUCUGUACACUGUCUCCCCUGUUAAUAUCUUUCACUCAAAUGUAAACAGUGAUUGAUACCGAGUUUCAAGAAAAUGAAAAAAAAAUGCCUCUGUCAGUUUAUUUAUUUAGUUUUAAUUUUUUGCGGGUUGAGAAGGGUGGUCCAUUAACCAAGACUGAGUGUAAGAAGGAGAAGAAUUUCCCUGCUUAGUGUCAUAGACUUUUUAUUCCUAUUACAUUUUUAAUAGGACCAGUUUAUUGUGUUUAUGAAACAGCAGCAAGGGAUAUGUAUGUAUAAUCUAGGAAGUAUGUUACAGUUAUACCCUGACACUUGUUUUUCAAAUUUUCUAACACCUUAAUGAAAAAAGAUUAGUAAAAAAAAGGGGGGGGGGGAUUUUGGGAUUAUAAAUUCUAGAAAGUGAAUGGGAAAAAAUAAAAUACAAAAAUAUAGUAGAUUAUCUGCUCGUCAAGGGAAAAUGUUUUUUACAUUGAGUUUGUGGUCUUAAGGUAAUCAAGGGUCGACAUAUGUAGUCUGUGACUGCGAUUACUGCAGCAAAGCAUCUUCAGGAGGCAAGUCCAGUAUUUAACCCUGACUCCUUCCCUUAAAAAGGUUUGUUUGAGAGUGAGGCAUUUCACAAAGCAGAAUGAAUAAUUGAUAUUAUUAUUUUACAAUCCUCUUUUUAUAUUUAGUAAAAUCAGUAUGUCAGCAACUCAUUUUACCAUGUGAAGUUAUUCAUUCUCAUUCAUAGCUUUUUCAGCAACUGUCACAGUGUGUUCUUUUCAUCUUACAUUAUCCUAUUUUGUAUCAUAAUCAUCAUUUACUUUUCACUAUAAUUUCUGCCAGACUUUUUUCAGUCAUCUGAUUGACUUUCUUCCCUGUUUUACUGUGUGCCUUAUUUCUUCUCCAUUACUUUUGUUUACGGACAGCUUACAUUAUCCCUCUUCCACACUCCUCAUCACAUUCCUGGUAUAAAACACAAACCGGUGAAUAGCAAAGAUGCACAUUAGGGUCACCUCAGUAUUAAUCAGUAGCCCUGUGUUGAAUCUGUACUUUGAGUUAUUCUUAUGCCUUGGUUUGUGGGUUAUUUUAUUUUCCUUCUUUUUCAUUUGAGAUGCAAAAGAGAAACGAUACAGCUAUAUCCAAUUUUCCUUCCAUUUACCCAGAAAUAAGGCAGUGUAUUUUUUGUACUUUGUUUGCUUGAUGCUGGACUUGCCUACUUCCUGUUUUUUGUCAUGUUUUAUAACCACUUUGUUGUCAGCUUUUUAUUAUUUACUGAUACUAUCAUCAUUAUUAUUAUUGUUAUGAAUAUUAUGAUUAUUAUUUACAUAUAUUUUUUAUCUUUAUUAUUGUCACUUGUAUUUUGAUUGUUGUUUUUACAAAUAUUAUGAUUAAUCUAUAUUAGACGGCAGUAUUUUUGUUAGUAUGAUAUUGUCUUCUAUUGUCAAUGAUGUAGCAACAUUUAGACUGCUGCUCCUCAGUAAGUUCCGUAAUCUCCACAGCGGGAUAUUUUAGAAUGCAUAAAAAAGAUAAAACAUAGCAUGAGUUCAUUGUCAAAUUAUGUGAAAGUUUGGAAGUAGUAAAAUUAUUUUUUGUAAA
Molecule: messenger RNA, 9764 nt
Organism: Penaeus vannamei (Pacific white shrimp)
Lineage: Eukaryota; Metazoa; Arthropoda; Malacostraca; Decapoda; Penaeidae
Product: serine-rich adhesin for platelets
Cellular component (GO): nucleus
Source: RefSeq, a predicted model, not a curated record